Messenger RNA from Herpailurus yagouaroundi (jaguarundi), 4958 nucleotides. RefSeq names its product zinc finger protein 77-like. NCBI's taxonomy places the organism in Eukaryota, Metazoa, Chordata, Mammalia, Carnivora, Felidae. The record is from RefSeq and is a predicted model, not a curated record. The transcript is spliced from 3 exons. The coding region runs from base 2338 to 3960 and encodes 540 amino acids. Gene Ontology annotation, biological process: regulation of DNA-templated transcription. Gene Ontology annotation, molecular function: DNA-binding transcription factor activity, RNA polymerase II-specific; RNA polymerase II cis-regulatory region sequence-specific DNA binding.
UUUUUUUUUUUAACCUGGGAUACCUAUGGGAAAAAUCUAAAGUUGGCCAUUUAAGUCCAGUAGAGCCCCUGUUCCUGUAGAGGCAGGGGAAAGCCAAUGGGUGGAAUAAAAGAGAGGUCAUCUAGAAUGUCUGAAGGGUCAGAUGGGCCAUGUGUCUGAGGAAGACACAUUCUGCAGUUUUUGUAGAGGUUGGGAUUUGGGGACAGUGCCAUGAAUAUGAAGGCCUGCACGUAUGGGACCGGUGAGCAUUUGGAGGAGUUCUGGAAAAAGACUUCCAGUUGCGUAGUGGGGCCAUAUGUCUUGAUCUGGGAGUUUGUAUGAGGCCAGGACACAUGACAUGAAAGAUGAGAUGAUUUUUCUCAGGUCUUGGGGUUCAUGUUUUAUCCACUUUUUAAAAAUACAGCCCAAAGGCGAGUAUAGGAAUAGAGGACUUUGUCCCAUACUGGGAAAGAUCUGCUGCUGAUUCCCAAAGGGUUUUCCCACCAAGGGGAAUGAGGCUGUGACUUGUGGUCGAGAUUUCAGUCAGGGUGUGCACUGUCCUGAAGAAGGACUGGGCCUUAUGUCCUUAUGUGGGGCACCUGACUUUACUGGGGGCAUGCGAUCAAGGAGAGUGUCACAACAAAUAGCAAUAGAAAUCUGUGCUGGGGUGUACCCUGCUCUAGGGAGAGACACACACCUGGUGGCCAACCUGGGUCAAAAAAAAAAAGGGGAGGACUCAGCACUGAGACCUGUAGGAAUGUGUUUCCCUGUAGAUCAAGAUGGCAGCUGGAUACAUGGAAACAAAGGAAUUAAGGAAAGGGUCUGAAAGAAUAAGCCUGCUGAGACUCCACCAGCAUUAGGAAAGGCUCCCAGCUGAGUCUGUAACGUGUGGAUUCACCCGGCUUGGGCUGCUGUUGCCAACUACACCACAUAUUGGGAGCAGACCUUGGGGGACAGAGUGAGAAAGCAGAGGAAAGGGGCCCUUCACCCUCAUAGACAUGGGCAGUCCAACCUAUUCACUCUCACACCUUCAGACAGAGUGUGGAGCCACCCUGGCCUCUUUGUUUGAGGAGUACUAGGGUUAGAGCUCUUGAAGGGUUAAAAGACAAAGGAGAGGAGAGAGGGAUCCCCCUGAAGGGCAAGAGGGGAAAUCCCUCAUCCUGUUGGGCAAGGGGUGCCCUAUAGACGCCCCCUGGGACUUGGGAUCCUCACCAAGGAGGAACCUCAGGUGGAGGUUGUCAGCUGCUCAGAAAACACUAGAGUCAGUCUACCAAGGGAAAUUCCCAGGAAAUUCCUAGGAAAUCCCAGGAGAGGCCCAGUACAGCAGAGGGUCCCUGUGAAGGCCAUCAAAUGUGGGGCGACCCGAUCAGGGGGGAGGCCCGCAGCUCAGGGGGUGAGAGAAUUCCCCCCAAGGCAGAACAGAGGAGAUGGGAGUUUACUGAAUACCCUGCGAGGGAGCAGCGGGCAGGACGGCAAAGAAGAGACCAUCUGCCGGGAGGCGGUGCUGGGGGCUACAGUUAUGGGGUCACGAGGGAGCAUGGGAACCUUUGGAAUGCUCCCUGUGUGGGACCUGUGCCCGGUUGUAAGUCGCAGGGGUCAGUUAGGGCCUGUGGCCAUUUCGAGGCGGGUCACUCAGGAGCCCGUGUGCAUUCAGCUGUGUGCUCACUGCGCCCUUUGCUGCGUAUCUUUCCAUCACUCAGGCCUGUUGCCUAAAAACGGUCCAUACGCUGUGAUUCUUCCCCCAGUGUUAACGUGAGCGGUGGCUGUGUCCCCAUCAAUCCCUCAGGGACUCUUCCUUCUGGUGCCCUUUUCCUUGAAUUCUGGGCCCUGGGUUAAAUGUUGGAGCGGCCCUGCUGACUUCCAAGUCUCUUAAGGCCCCGGACUCGUCUUACACAUCAGGUGUGCCAGGCUCCUGGGCUCUGGCCUGUGUCGGUGCCCAGAGCCCACCUAAUCCGGGGAAAGGGUCGUGUCUGCCUCUGUCGGAAGAGAGGGGACUCCAGCAGGCGUCUUGCCCUUGUUCCUUCCAGGGCGAGAGCUGCUCCCAUCAAGCAGCCCUGGAAUCCGAGUGUCCACAGCAUCCUGACAUUCUGGUUCCAGUUCUUGGAGCUGAUGAGGCAUAAUCGUUUUAGAGCAAGCCAAGCGUGUGUCCUCCGGUCUGUGUGUUGUCCGAGUGAAUAUUUCACUUUUCAGUCUGUACAGUAUCGAUCUGUUCAGAUCUGUCUCAGUGUAAAUAUCCCAGUAAAUUGGGUGUGUGUAAGUCCAUGUCAGCUGUUGUCCUCACCCUCUGUUGUGACUCAGGGGUCCUAGGAAUGGAGUGCAGCUCCCCGCCUGUCACCCUUCAUCCUCCCACACACAUGGAUGAUGAUGGAGCUUUGCUGCAAUAGAGUGUGUGGUAUGUUUCAGGCCUCUGUGGUCUUUGAGGAUGUGGCUGUGAACUUCACCCCGGAAGAGUGGGCUUUGCUGAAUCGUGGUCAGAGGAAGCUCUACAGAGAUGUGAUGCUGGAGACCUGCAGGAACCUGUCUGCUGUGGGUUGUCGAAGUCAAGGUAACACAAGUACAUCAAGGCUUCAGUGGAGCAUUUUGCUGAAUGAGCCACUGGGGGAAGAGAAAACAGGAAUAUUUACAAGAAAAGAUUCGUGUUCUGUUUUUGGAGAAAAGCAGACAUUUUGUAGCAGAGGAGAUCACCGGCAAACCCAGGAAGGGCAUUCAAGAAGUCCUUUGGUGGAGAGUGUCUGUGAACGUAUUGAAGGAGAUCCAUGUGGAGAAACCCUGAACCUGAUUACAAGUCUUACUGUGCAUGAGGGUUAUCCUACUAGAGGCAAAUCCUGUCAACAUGCUAAGCGUAGAGAAGCCUUCGCAGAUGGUUCCUUCCUUGGGAAGCCAAGAGGAUCUCACCCAGGACUCAAACCUAGUCCUGGUGAGGAGUGUGGGCUAGCCUGCAGCUGCGUCGUGAGCCUCAGUGCUCACACGGACACAGACCUUAUAGAGGAACCCUAUGAAAGUCAGGACACUGGGAGAGUAUCUAAGACAUCGAAGAGGCUCAGUAGUAAAAAAUCUCUAGAGUGCAAGAAAUGUGGAAAAGCUUUCACUCGCACGUCUUCCUUUCAGGGUCAUGUGCGAGGUGACUGUGGAAAGAGAGUCCAUGCGUGUGACGUGUGUGGGAAAGUCUUCAGGUAUAACUCAAGCCUGCGGACACAUAAGAAAACACACACUGGGGAGAAGUCCUAUGAAUGUCAGCACUGUGGGAAAGCCCUCUCUGGUCGCAGUGCCCUUGUAAGACAUGUGAGAACACACACAGGGGACAGACCCUAUGAAUGUAAGGAAUGUGGGAAAUCUUUUUGGAAUUGUGGACAUUUUAAUCGGCACAUGACCAUGCACAGUAUGGUGAAACCCUGUGAAUGUAAGCAGUGUGGCAGAGCCUUCCGGGAUCAGACAGAUCUGCGAAUCCAUAUGAGGACACACACGGGGGAAAGACCCUUUGAAUGUCAGCAAUGUGGGAAAGCCUUCAGAUAUCUUGGAAAUCUGCGAGAACAUAUGCGGACACACACGGGGGAGAGACCCUAUGAAUGUCAGGAGUGUGGGAAAACCUUCAGGUACAACUCAAGUCUGCAAGCUCAUGUGAGGACACACACUGGGGAGAGACCCUAUAAAUGUCAGCACUGUGGAAAAGCCUUCAUUCGACACCACACCCUCGUACUACAUACUGCAAGAAGACACUCAGUGGGCGGACACUUGGAAUGUAAGGAGUGUGGGGAAACUUUCAGGAAGCAUCGACCUUUUGAACGUCACAUGACCACACACAAUGUAGUGAAACCCUAUGAAUGCGAGGAGUGUGGCAAAGCCUUCAGGUAUCACAGAGACCUACAAAUACAUGCGCGGACACACACUGGGGAGAGACCCUAUAAAUGUCAGCACUGCGAGAAAGCCUUCACCUCCUCUGAGAACCUGCGAGUACACGUUAGGACACACACUAGAAAGUGACCCUAUGAAUGUCAGCAGUGUGGGAGGGCCCUCAAGUGUCCAUCACACCAGGAAACACAUACGUGGACACACACUGGGGAGAGACACCAUGAUUUUAAGGAGUGUGGACAAACUUUCCAGAAGCGUGAACAUUUCAAACGUCAGUCGAACAUACACAGUGCAAUGAAACUCUGAAUAAGCAGCGUGGCCUCCUGGGAUCACACACAUCUGCAGGUACAUAUGAGAACACACACUGGGGAAACUUUGUAAAUGUCUGCUCUGUGGGAAAGCCUUCGUUUGUCUCUCUUCCCUUCAAGGACACACGGGCAAGCACAGUGACGUGAAACCCUAUGAACUUCAGCACCGUGGAAAAGCCUUCAGGUAUCCCAGGAAUCUGUGAGCACAGACACACUGUGGGAAAGCAUUUAUUCUCCCUUAAAAUUUUAUUGGGAAUGUGAGCCAACACACUGGAGAUGAUCCUGAACAAACAAGAUUUUGGGAAAACAUCAGGUAUAGAACUUGAUGUAUUUUGUUCACAAAAAUUCCGGCAGGACAGAAAUCUUUUCAUUGUUAUGAAUAUGACUUUGCCUUUCAAAGUGCCUCUUCCUUAAUGGGGAUCCCAAAUGUAUGAAUUCCUAGUUCAUGUCCCUGAUAUGAAUGCUAAUGGUUUUAAGUGGCCUUCUUUCUCCUCUGCAUCUGUACAACAUAGAUGUUGUUGUCUCAGAUUUCAAGUAAUCACACUGUUAUGCACAACAUGUCUCCUUUCCAUUAGUAUAUAUCUUGGACCCAGGAGUGAGAAGAGAGAGUGUGUGUGUGUGUGGCAGUGUUUGUACAACUUUAUAUAAUUAUAGAAAAAGAUUUCUUUAAUUUCACCUUGCAGAAUGUUUCUAGUAUAUGAUCACAACAUGUAGACUUCUAUUGUUGAAAGUUCCGUUCUCUGUUGCAGAUACUGCAAUUUCCUGAGUCAGUACCUACUCUUCUAUUCAAUCCUUAUUAUUAAAGGAUAUAUUUUCACAUCA